AUGACACCGAAACCUGGUUCACCACGCGUCACGGCGACAUGUCUGUGUGGAGCCAUCUCGUACGCUCUCCCAAGCGAUCAGCAGCUGCCCCUGGAUAGUGAAUUUUGUCACUGCUCCGAUUGCCGAUACGCUACUGGGGCGUUGUAUCUAUCGUCUCCUGAGCUACCACAGCCUCCCCCUCAGAGUGUGUGGGAGCGCACAGUACCCUACGACAGCUCGGGCACACGUCGCAGGUGGUUCUGCGGCAAAUGCGGGUCGCACGUAUUGAUUCAGGAAACAGGAGACGAUGCAAGCAGAUGGUGGGUUAUGGGCGGUGUGCUCGAGCAGACGGGGUCUGAGUCCCAUGCAAAGAACACUACUCGACCCAUUCACCACAUCUUCGUCACCGACACAGGAGAUGGCGCUUUGGCACCGCAAAUGGUCAAACUCGGAGGACGGGAGGUCGAAUGCUGGGAAGGACGUCCUCACACCAGCAGACGGGUCAGCGAGGUUGAAUUGAGGGAACUCUCCCUGCUCGCCGAACGCGCACCAGCCACUGAGAGCGAGACCUUGGAUGCCAAAUGUCACUGCGGAGGAGUCCACAUCCAAAUCACCCGUCCAGAUUUUCAAUCGUUGAAACUUCCACAGAGGUAUAUUCCCGAAGAGAAGACCCACUAUGUUGCGGGCCUCUGUGCCUGUCGCUCAUGCAGGUUGGCCAUUGGAGUCUCUUUCCAACCCUGGGCGUAUAUUCCCCCCUCCAAUAUACGGCAUGCCGACACAGGGGCAAUUGUAAAGUUUGGUCGAGAGGCUGACGAAGAAGGCUCAAAUGAGAUCACCACCUUGAGGCAUAUUUGGUCUAGCAAGAAUGCAUGCAGGAGCUUCUGUGGAAGAUGUGGCGCAACUGUAUUCUAUUGGAACAACAGUCGGCCAGAAGUGGUCGAUGUGUCAGUGGGUGUCUUGAGAAGUCAGAAUGGAGCGAUGGCGAGAGACUGGCUGUCUUGGAGAAAGGAAGGUCCUAGUUCGAAGGAUGACUGUGUGGAUGAAGAAUUACGGAAGGCGAUUUUUCCGUCGUAG
Molecule: messenger RNA, 1053 nt
Organism: Fonsecaea monophora
Lineage: Eukaryota; Fungi; Ascomycota; Eurotiomycetes; Chaetothyriales; Herpotrichiellaceae
Exons: 1
Coding region: 1-1053 (350 amino acids)
Molecular function (GO): carbon-sulfur lyase activity
Source: RefSeq, a predicted model, not a curated record